Myzus persicae (green peach aphid) is the source of this 1486-nucleotide messenger RNA. RefSeq names its product 26S proteasome non-ATPase regulatory subunit 10-like. Gene Ontology annotation, molecular function: protein binding. NCBI's taxonomy places the organism in Eukaryota, Metazoa, Arthropoda, Insecta, Hemiptera, Aphididae. Bases 163 to 834 code for a protein of 223 amino acids. The transcript has 5 exons. The record is from RefSeq and is a predicted model, not a curated record.
AGAAUUUGUUGAUAAGUGGUAACUGUCUAGUGAGUAGUGACUAAUGACUAUUCAGUUUUGUUUGAGCAUUGAGUACUGUCUAGUGUCUACUGUAUACUGAUUGACCGUUGAGUACUGAAUACUAAUUUAAUAUUUUAUUUAUUUUAGUGGACUAUUAAUAUAAUGGAUUUUGAAAAGGUAAAGGAAAAAGCUUUUGAAGAUGCGCAUAAAGGUAAUGUUGACCAAGUUAUGAAAGCAGUCGAAGAGCAUUUGAGGCUGUUAAAAGAAGUGGACGUUAACAAUCGUUUGCUUCUUCAUUGGGCAGCACUUGGGGGCCAUGAUAGACUUGUACGAUAUCUUCUCGAAAAUGGUCAACCAGAAGAUUCUAGAGAUGAUAUGCAAACUACUCCUCUAAUAUUAGCAGCAUCAGGUGGCCGCAUUGAUGUAGUAAAAACUCUUAUAGAAUAUGGAGUAAAUAUUAAUGCAAAAAAUCAAGAAGGGCAUUCUGCACUUCAAUAUGCAGCUUCAAAGGGUUGGACAGAAAUUGUCAGAUAUUUAAUAUCAAAAGGUGCUGAUGUUGAUAUUGCUGAUAAUAGAGGAGCAACACCAUUACAUAGAUGUGCAUCAAAAGGAAACAUGUCAGUGCUAAAACUUUUAUUGGACUGUGAUGUACAUGUAGAUGCUAAAGAUAUUUAUGGAAACACACCACUCCAUUUAGCUUGCGAAGAAGGACGUGUACAAGAAGCUGGAUUAUUGAUUAAAAGUGGAGCUGAUAGCACUCUCAUGAAUAAAGAAAAAUUAACACCUUUUGAUUUAGCACCAUCUGAUGUUCAAGGCAUUUUGAGAAAAAUCUAAAAUAUUAAAAUUGUCUUGGAUAGGUGAGGUUCAUAUUAUAUUGUAAAAUUAUAGAAAGUGGACUGAAUAAUCUUAAGACAUCCUUCUUCCGUUAAUGGUAAAAGAGUCUAAGGAAAAUAACUUAAGUAAAUUAUAUUAUAAUUGUUCUGUUCAAUUAUUUUUUAUUUGCAAUUUCUUUUAGUGUAAUCUUAAAAAAAUUGAUCUAAUAUCAAAAAUUAUUUCAUUUGAUAUAUUGUUUUAGUAACUUUUUAAAUAUUAAUUUUUUAAAAAGGUACAGUGAUUCAGUUUUUGAUUAUUUGAUUGCAAUGCCAACUUUUUCAUAAAAUUAACUAAAAAUAUCUACUUUUAAGUAGAGAUGUGUGUUCAAUUAAUUUAAUCAACUGUUUAUUAUUUUAAGUUUAGUUAGUUUAUUAAUAUAUUGAUUUGCCACGGAGGUCCUUACUCCUUAUGGGUGUAAGUGAUUUGGAACAUAUGUCUAUAACAAACGACUAUAUUAGAUAUCAUCACAAGGAUGUCAGUCCUCUAUUAUGUAUUUAAAUUGUUAUUCCAGGUCUCACAAAUAUUGUUUAUCUUGUGUUGACCAUUACUUUGUGUACGUUCCAUAUCACACGGCAAGGAUUACUAAUAAAAUUAUUUAAUUCAAUGAAGUUAA